AUGGACAAAUCAUGGGCAGUUGGCUCGAAUGAGUCGCCAAUAACUCGGGGGAGAAGGAAAGCCGCAGAGGAGGCAAAAAAUAAAGCGGAAAAUGCUAAAAUGAAUCUUGGACGCACAGAAGCCGUUGGCUCAGACGAACGCUUCACCCAAUGCUCCAAGGAGCUCGAAAAGCUACUCCAAGAGGAUCGUCUCUCCGGCGCACCGCUUCUCUUGCUUGCAAACAAGUGUGAUCUUCCAGCACCUUACCCUGCGUAUGAUCUCUCACAUGUUCUUGAUAUUCCGAGGAUCCGGGAAGAGAGAUCUUGUCAGAUUUUUAACUGCAGUGCGAUCUCCGGCGAACUUCUGGUGCAAGCGAUGACAUGGCUGUGUGAUGAAAUUAUGUGA
Caenorhabditis briggsae is the source of this 384-nucleotide messenger RNA. The record is from RefSeq and is a predicted model, not a curated record. The transcript is spliced from 4 exons. Bases 1 to 384 code for a protein of 127 amino acids. Gene Ontology annotation, molecular function: GTPase activity; GTP binding. Gene Ontology annotation, cellular component: microtubule cytoskeleton; cytoplasm. NCBI's taxonomy places the organism in Eukaryota, Metazoa, Nematoda, Chromadorea, Rhabditida, Rhabditidae. Gene Ontology annotation, biological process: protein folding.